AUUUGCCGAGACAUAUUAUUGUUACAAUGAUGUAAGGCAGGUACAAUUUGAAUGUUGAUAUAUUUGAAAAAUAGCGGUAAACAACAUCUUACUAGUAUAGGAGUACAUAUUUGUGUUAUGUUUUGGGAUCUUGGCUUUAUACACAGUUCCCAAAUAGUAUGUCUUUCCCUCUACAGUUCCCCAAAUCUCCUUUGCAUUCUUUUUCUAUCGUCUCGUCUCGUCUCGUCUCGUCUCACUCUCUUUUUACCGCCCCAUCACUUUUUUCAUUACCACUCCCUUUACUUUAUGCAUGCAGUAACUAAUUGAAAUAUCCAACUUUUUACCAUUCCAAAUUUACUUUUCACCCCUUCGUACCUGCAAAUAAAGGACAGCGUUGAAUGUCAGACCCUCUCAGACACACCAAUACAGAGAGAGGGAGGGUUUUCCUCAAGCUGUUCUCCACCCAUCUUCACUCUCCGGCAGCCCAGCAAAUGAACAUGGCUGUCGUGCUCUCUCUCUUCUUCUCCCUCCUAUGCUUCACCGGUAAGAAUCUUUUUCACAUUGUCUCUUCAUUCUCAAACUAACUCAUAUUCCCCUCCUCUGCAGCUAAGUCUCAAUAGCCCCCCUCCGCCGCCGUCCACGUGGAAGCCCACCACCUCAAGAACGUCUCAGCCAGCGUCCUCGCUGCAGAAUACUGACUGCGAACCUACGUUCUUCCCCACUACCCCUCCACCAACAUCACCACCAUUGUCGUUGGCUGCAACGUGCUAUGCCGCAGAGACCAGCACCACAACUUCGGUUUGCUUCUUCCAGCUGUCAAGAACCUCCACCACUCCCUCACUAGAUGGGCUCUUCACCACCAAAUCAAACCCGCUGCCGCCUUCUCCUCCGACUGUCUGGAUCCACUCUCCGAAUCUUACCGAGAUGACGUGGCACAGACCUACAUCGAACCCUUGCUUACCUUCUUGGAAGGAGUCAAGUCCCCUUAUGUUGUGUAUCCGCCACAACCAGCUUUGGAGAAAUCCCACUCCAACGCCAUGAAAAAUCUUGGGGUUUCUAUGAUUAUGAGCAAUGUUAUAAGGAGACAGCUCUCUCACAUUGAUAUAAGCAAGAGCAAGGUGAAGAAUCCGAAUCCAUUCCCGCCGCGCCCGUCGCCUUCGAUCCCGACAUUCGCUCUGCCUCCGCUGGUGGGAACCAUCCCGCCGCAGCCGAACUACCACGUGCCGGCUCCGUACAUUGCGCCGAUGGCGAGCCCUCCGUACGGGAAGCAUUUGCCCGCGUUCGACCCGGCUCGCUUGGUGGGAGUGGUGCCGGCGCCACUCCCACCACACGCGCGCGUGGCGAAGCCUAGUGUGCCGGCUGAGACGCUGCAGGAGGCGCUGGAUUACUCGUGCGGGGAAGGAGAUGUCAACUGUGAUGCCAUUAAGGAAGAUGGGAACUGCUAUUACCCCGACUCGGUGGUGGCUCAUGCCUCGUAUGCCUUCAAUAGCUACUGGCAGAAGACGAAGGCCAAUGGUGGCACUUGUGGCUUCGGCAGCACGGCUAUGAUCAUCACCUCUGAUCUGAGUUAUGGUCACUGCAGAUUCGCCCUUACCUAGUGAAGUGGAGAUAGAGCUGCGGGUUUCUUCUGUCUUGGAGCUGCAGACUUUUGGUGACAACUUUUGCAGUAUUUAGUUGAAUUAAUUAUCAGUAAUCAUAGAACUUAGGAUUGCUUUGAUAUUCUGUGUGAUAUAUGUGUAAUCUUGUUCUGUACUUGAUUAUUACUACUAUUUAUUAUGUGCUUUAUUUUGCCUCUGUUCA
This is a messenger RNA of Salvia splendens (bonfire salvia), 1779 nucleotides long. Its product is annotated as major pollen allergen Ole e 10. The transcript has 2 exons. The record is from RefSeq and is a predicted model, not a curated record. The coding region runs from base 1017 to 1577 and encodes 186 amino acids. Lineage: Eukaryota; Viridiplantae; Streptophyta; Magnoliopsida; Lamiales; Lamiaceae.